Molecule: messenger RNA, 6221 nt
Organism: Pectinophora gossypiella (pink bollworm)
Lineage: Eukaryota; Metazoa; Arthropoda; Insecta; Lepidoptera; Gelechiidae
Exons: 5
Coding region: 262-5658 (1798 amino acids)
Source: RefSeq, a predicted model, not a curated record
CCGUAGUAGUCGCUUACACCGUUCACCUAACGCGCGACAACGCGUUCUAAAUCCGAACGUUUUGCCGGACAAAACACGAGAUUUUACUUAGUACAGUAACGUUUACGUGCGCGUUACAGUUUGUUUAUCUGUUUAGCGUAUCUGACGGUGAUAAGGGAUUGUUGGUUCGGUUUGUGAGAGUUUGCAGUAAAAUGGAGUGUCAUUAGCGAACAAGGGUUGUUCCCGAUCCCAGAGUAUCCGGAAUUCGAGUCGGGCCAAGGCAUGUGGUCUGCGGCCCUGGACGCUCUCCUGACGACCCUCCGCUACCUCGCACCGGCAACGUUACUCACCCUCUUCUGGGGCCAACAGAGUUUCCUGUUCAAGCUCUUGAAGUGCAUCGAUUCCGCUUUUAGGGCUGUAGUCUUCUCAAGCGAGGAGCAAAAGCAAGAGGUGCUAGAAUGGCUGGCAGAAGCUGGGCCGGUGAGAGUGGAACACCUAGACACGGUAUGGAGACACGGCUGGAUCCUGUGUGGGGUGCUCGACCAGGUCCUGCCAGGCGCCUGCGCGGGCCAUCCUCCUACCAGGCUGUCCUUGAAACAUGCGCAGGCGAUCGCGGACCAUUAUCUUGGUGUUGAACCGGUCUUCUCCCGUCAAGAGUUAGAAAGCAGUGACUCACUCAGCCGCCACCAAGAAUGGAAACUUGCCACCUACUUAGACCGAAUUCGCCAAGCUCUAUCCAAGGUGACACCCCCUGUCUCCAAGCCAACCUCCCAGAGAACAUCACCAGAAUCUGUUCAAGUCACCCUGGACUACGUCGCCAGAGGAUCAGGUCUCACUGCUGCUCAACUAAACAACAAAAUGCACUUCAAAGUUUACCCCACUUCCCAACAAUCUCUGGACCCAGGAGAUAUCACCAUACUAAUUCGAGGUCCAAAAGAUACAUAUGGAAUGUACAUCAUACCACCAAUAUUGGGAAAAGCGCAGUUGAUCAGACAGAAACUUUUGGGUUUACAAUCAAAACAAAGCUUCACUGAAAAUGUUCUGCCUCUCACUCAAGGAACAACUUAUAUGAGAAGUUAUGGGAAAAAUGACAUGAAUAAAACGUACCACAUCCCCAAAACAAAGUAUGAUGUGGAGAUAGGAGUUGAUGUACAACCAGAUCACGCUAAAGUAAGCUACAUAGUUACUCUAGAAGGGAAAUACGAAAUUUUUGUAACAAGCAGAGGCCAAAACAUUGUUGGUUCGCCAUUUUCUAUGACAGCUUCGAACAAUAUAGUAAGCAUUUUGGAAAAAGAAAGCUUUUGCCUAGAAGAUGGUGAGGAAAUCGACAUAGUUGACAUUAAGUCGGACAGAAAGGUUGUACUUAGAAUUGUUGAUUUCGUAACAGAGAAGAUGCUUUUGAAGGAGAAUGGGACUUUUGAAAAAAUUACCGACGACGAAGCGAAAAUUUUGAUGUCUACUGAUGAUUUAGCCAGCGAGUUUACUGGACUAGAGUCUGGAACAUGCAGCGUGGCUUCUACGAGAAGUGAUGAUGAUUUUCAGGAGAAAUCUUAUAAGUUUAACAAAGCAGCCUGCAAAAUAGUGCAGAUGAACCGUGUUUGCAAGAUAAUUACUAGCCUACUAGCUGAAAAGAAAUUGAAAGAAAAGUCUUUCAUACGACCGACGAGCCAACAGACUAUUCCUGACAUUGUGAACUCGACCCUUAUUGAUGCCAACGUCAAUUUGUUCACAAUGCCCGAAAAACGAGUGCUUAUUCCUGAAAACAUUUCCGUCUCUCUUCGAACCGAAAAAGCCAAAACGCUAUACGAACCCAAAAUGAAAGAAUCAAUAAUCGAAGAAGGUAAAAUUUUAUCAGAUGCUAAUAUUGAGCUUAUCCAUGCAGAUAGUCUAGAUGAAUACGAAAGCACACACGAACAAAUGGAUGACAUUUUAACAGAGCGACCUAACUCUUCUAGCAAUCCGUUCUUAAAUGACGUUUAUGAACAAAACUUUACUUUAGAAAAAGAUUUAGGCUCGUUCGUUAAAAUAGAAUAUGAAAGAAAUAAAAGUCAAAACGAAGAAACUGAAGAUCCACCAAUUAAGAUAUUGGUAGAAUCUGUUGGUAGCACUCCUUCACCUGUACCAACAGCUACCAACCCCUUCGUUGAACCAGAUAUCCUUACUAUGGAAAGACCUAAAACACCUGUUUUAAAAAUUAUUACAGGAGAAAUAAAAGAUCGUGACGACUCCGUUUACCUAGAUCCAAGGACAGAGCAGAUAACUGAAGAGUUGCUGGGGAACGAAUUUAUAAAUCCGUUCUAUCUACACCAUCAUCCACCCAAACAAAAUGAACGUUUUCCCGUAACCGACUUUAUCAUUGGAGCUCCAGUUUCAUUGCCUCCCAUCAUAAGGGCAUCUACCCCAGAGCCUACCAUGGACUCUAUCAUAAUUACUGAUGAAAAUAAAAAAGAAUUGGAAUUAAAUAAAUCAAAAGUUACGUUAAAAGACCUUGAAAACCAAGAACAAUCUUCCACAUUUUCGACUCCAAUACAUACAGUCGUCAGUAAUUUAAAAGAAAAGGAAAAAUCAGAAAAUAAUAACUCGUCUAGUCCAACGUACUACAGUUUAGACUCAAAUGAAACCGAUAAUGUCGAAAUUUUAAGUCUUUCAAACGAUAGUGAUAACCAGGAGCCAUAUGAAGCACUUCGUUCCAAACGAGACGAUACCCCAAAAAAAGAUAUAUGGGAUUCUGCUUAUGUAAGUAUUGACGACAAUAACAGUUCUCCCGAUAGCAAUAAUAACGAUAACAACGUAUACGAGACUCAUAGUAAACAGAAAUUUUCUCUUAGUGACGCCAAUUACAAAUUCGAUAAUAUGGGACCAGCAGAGAGAGAAAUUUGGGAAUCUUGUAAGGAACUACACGACACGAAAACAUACGAAGAACCAAAACCAAAGUGGGACUUAAAAAGGCCUAUAUUCACACCAAUACUGGAAGAAAGUGAUAGAAGUAUGUCAACAAGCAUGAAGGAAACUGCAAGGUCCGAAACAGUGACGAGCGCUGAAUGUCAUGCAGUGACAGUGGCAUUUGCUGAACUAAAUGAUAUAUACCGUAACUUCUAUCCAAGUGAUAGUGUUAAGAAAAUAACCAAGGAUUUAGAUUACACAUCUAAAGAAAAUGACAUGAGUGUCGAUUCUGCGUCUGCGAUAUCAGAUGUGAAAAGACACGCGGAGAAGUUAGAAGGUAAGAUUUCUGAGGUUCAGGCAAAUGUCACUGAAUCUGUAUCAGCAAGUCAGACCCUUCGUGAAAAUGACCUUGAAUACACAUCAUAUAAGAAGCUAAAUCAAAAUGAGGAGACUCAGUUUGGUGUUGAAACACAUUCAAAUAUAGUAUUAGAGAAAAAACAUUAUUGGGAUGAAAGGAUACGUGAAAUACAGGCCAAGUCAUCAGAAGAGGAUAAAACACAACAAAGUCGGAGAAAAUUAUCUGCAAAGCAUUUAAGACAUAACGAUUCUUUGACCAAACGUAGAGGAAAACAAUUGAUGAAAAAUGUCUUACGAGCUGAAAAGGAACAUGAAACUGAAACCGGUAACAAAGUUAAGGAAGUUGUAAACAGGAAGUCGCCGAUAUCAUGUGAUAAUGUAGAUAAGCACCAAGCUGACAUAAAGCUUGUAGAGAAGUGGAAGCAAUACUGGGAUAACAAACUAGAAUCAGAAAAAGAAGAAACUGACACAUUCUGUUUCAGAGCUAAAUCCCCUAGAAGUAAAGAUAGUUCAGUAUCCCCACAACUGGUAAAAUGCAGCACUGAAGACCUUAUCGAAGCCUAUAAUGAACCUUUAAAUAACAGAGGGAAAUCUCUACCAGCAAAACAGGAAUUGCCAGAGGAAGUAUUUAAAGCAUUUGAGACGAGCCCGAAAAGAUUCUUCGGGACAUCCAGAAAACAGAUUUUAAAUAAAAUAGAUACUUUUUUAGGAAAGCCAAGCACCGUCGAUGAAUCAACUCCAGAGCUCAGCGGUGUAGUUGAAGAAUACGACACUGGUCUAGUGUCCAGUCGCAUAUCUCUGUUCCAUAACAUUUCACAAACAGAAGAACCACAAUUAGCCAGAAGGAAAUGUCAGUCCAUGUUCAACAUAUUCCAGAGGCGGGAUAGCGAAAGAAACGUGGCAUUAGUGAGUGAAGAUCCAAAACCUAAAGCGAGCACUGAACAUUUGACUGGCAACCAACGAAAUAAACAAGUACUAGAACGAAAAUAUGUCACAAUUGAUACAGGAGAACUCAAAAAAGAGUUGGAAGAUAUAUCUAAAAAUAAGUGUGUAAAAGAUAAAAGAGCAAGAAUGGUACAAAAUCAUUAUGUUAAGACCGUUGACGACACAUCCCCUACGAAACCUUUACACUGGCAAGUAAAUGAAGUACAAGGAACGAAUGUUAAGAAAACUAUUAAAGGGUAUAACAAGCAAAGCGAUCCGAUACAAAAAUAUAAGAACCACAACAAUCUUCGCAAGUCUUCAAUGAGUAAAUCAGAAAUGGACAUUUUUACAAAGAUCACCAACAAACCGGUGGAAGACGAUUUAGAUAAAUACAAAUCAUGUGACGAACUGCCAAAAGUCAGUGUGAAAAACGUUAUAAGUCUUUAUGAAAGCGUUUCAAAAACGGAUGUCAAAAAACCAGUAAAACACUUGAGCAGGACAAGUAGCUUAAGGUUACAAAGAUUUUCGCCAAGCAGUUCAUCUACAGGAGCUGUUAACACAGUUGAUUCUGCACGAUACAUUUCAAAAAUUAACAAACCUACAUCGGAAACUGACGAAUCGACUACAGACUUAACACCAUCGCCUAUUAAUCGCUGGAAUAAAGAAGUUGAAAGCAUGAGUAGUGGCAGUUACGAACCGAGGAGCCUCGAUUCUAUUGAUAUCGACAUAAUUGCAACAAAAGAUCUAGAGAAACAAACAACUUACGUGAGUCUUUCCGAUAUAGAGUUAGAAAUAGUCGAAAAUGAAAAUAUUUCCACUGAGAAUGAGCCACUAAAAGAAAAAAUGGCGGAAACAGCACCCACAGAUUACAAAUCGCGGUUUAAGAUGGCUAAAGACUUUUUCAAAUCACUUGAAGAAAUAAGUGAAGAAAGUAAGCCUAAGAAACCAAAUGAAUGUGAACUACUACUGAUGAAUAAAUAUACGGAAUCUCUUGAAAACGAAAGAUCACAAAAAAGAGUAAAAAAGUAUAUUAAAUCCCAUUCCAUGCCAUCGUCCGAAAUAUCUAAAAUAUGGAAACAACUGCAAGAAAGUCAGGACAGUUCAAACACCAACAAACUUGUAAAGAUUUCGGAGAAAUUCAACAUUGAAGAUUUGUUCAAUGACGUCACCGAAGGCAAACUCAGUCGACAAGGUAGUUUAAGAGGAAUACCACAUAAAAAAGCAGUGCUAGAAGCAUUUAGAUCUAUGGAAAACCUUACUGAUGCAAAGAUAAGUUCUUACGAAAUGGCUGUAUCGCAACUGAAUGAAUUCGCAAAAGAAAAUCAGAUAAAGAAUGCACAGACUUAUUUGAGUGAGUAUCCAUACUUGCCCAAGACUGAUCCGUCUAAGUAUCAUUCAAGAUUGGACGCUAAAGCAACUGGUCUUGUUACAUUGAAAGAGUUACAUAAUCGAAAGCCUAGAAGAAACAGCGUGCCUGAUUUAAGACUGAACCCAACAUUCACGGUUCAGUUAUAAACACUGUAGAUUUUAUAAGACAUUUUCUAAGGUCCCGCGUAGUAUUAAGUAGCCCUUAGAAGAAGAAAUGUAACAUACAAGAAAAGAUUUGCCUGCGACUAUGCUUUAGUGGUACAUAAAGGUAUACACACAUUUAGGCCAGGAACGAAUGUAGAUAUAAGAAUAAUUUACAUGCUAAUCGUUUGCUGCUUUUUCAUACGAACAUCCACGCAUGUGCGUAGUAUCACACUACCAAUGGAACCAUUACAGCUGCUAGAUCUACCAGACCAGUCUACUUAGAGUAUAAAAUGACAGUAUUUUACUAGUACCUAAAGAUUAAGUUAAUACUCAUAAGAAAAGGUUUGUUGUGUUUUUGUUCGUCAAGUUUUUGAAUUAUAUUGUCUCCAUAUUCGAUCGUUGAUCAUCACUUCAUGAUCAUAUUAUUGUCAUUUCUUCAUCAUCACCAUUUUCAUCAUAGCUAAGCUAGUGCUAGAAUUGUACAAUUGUACAGACACUGAAUCUUAUCGUUAAGUUUUAAGAGUUAAUUGUAAUCUAUUUAUUCUGCAAUAAAAUUUUAUGGAACA